Molecule: messenger RNA, 786 nt
Organism: Symbiodinium sp. CCMP2592
Lineage: Eukaryota; Dinophyceae; Suessiales; Symbiodiniaceae
Source: the annotation of a GenBank genome assembly
AUGGGUGAGUGGUCUGGCUGGUCCUGGAGAACAUGGGAGGCUGAGGCGGCUCAGGACACCCGUCCUGCCUGGUCAGACAGGCAGUGGCAGGACCAUGCUGGAGGGCAAAAUGAUGCUUGGGGCGGCGACGGCGGUGCCAGAGCAAGCGAGCCGGCUGUCAUGUCUUCAAGACCGAAGGCUAAGGCCAAGCAGGCGCCAAAAGCAAAGGCAAAGCCUAAGGCCAAGGCUGACAACCGUAAUGCCAGGGACCGGCGGGAUUUCGAGAGGUGGAACUCGGACCACCGUCGGAUGAUGGUGGCAGAACACGAGGCGGAAAGGAGCGCCGCCGCUUUGCAAGAGCUCCAGUUCGAGUUGUGGUCACUCGAAAUCACCACGGACCUCUUGCAGACAGACAUGGAGAACCUCCAGACUGAGCUCAAGCAGGAACAGGAGAAGCUGCGAGAGGAGCAGGGGAGGAACAGCCGCUUGCUCAAUGACGUAGACAAGGCUAUGCGGCAGAAGCUGGAUCUGGAGCAGAAGAUAUGUGAGGUCCGGUCGCAGAAAGACGAGCUCUCUGGCAAACUUAAACAAUGCGAGAAACGGUUGGAGUCCGCACAGUUGGACACAGCGGCCCUCAAGAGACAAGGGAACGCCGCGGAGUUCGACUUGAAAAGAAAGACCGAGGAGAACACCGCCAUCCGAGCCGACCACAGCAAGUACAAGGCGAAGACAGACAAGGUCAUCGAGGAGUUGACAGCGGAGAAGGCGAAGAAAGACAAGGUCAUCCAGGACUUGACAGCCGAGAAG